GAGCGGGAAAUUACUCGAUAUGGAAAACAGCGGCGACAGCAUGGACACUCUGCAACUGUUGUGCUGGUGAUCCCCCAUCCUGCAGAGUAGUUGCCCAACAGUCCAUUCAGGAAAGCCCGUGGUCGACCAUAGCGAUGAUCUGUAUUGCCCCAUCGGACUCGAUUAGCUCUAUCAUGCGGUAGAAACCUAAGGUUGGCCGGACCGACAUUACGAAUUUACUCUAGACUAGCGAUUAGGGCAAGUAUAUAACCUCCGUCUUCCACGGUGCAAAGUUGCAGUCAAGCUCUCUCGUCUUAUUACACUGCCUGCAGCGCCACGAGCACCGCCAAAUUUAUCAAGUACAAGGACAUCAGCUCAUAGUAGACACUGACAAUGUCGUCCGACAACCGCCGUGUCAAGUUUGCGCUUUUCGGCCUCGGCCGCCUGGGAGUCCUUCGUGCCCGUAUUCUCGCCUUCCAGCAGCCUCGGAUCGAACUCGUCGCCGUCUGCGAUACAAAGCCCGGUACUGACAAAUGGGCCGCAGAAAAUCUUCCUCCAUCCGUCAAGCACUUUUCAGAGCCUCAAGAAUGCUUGAGGAACAGCGGCGCUGAGGCAGUCCUCAUCUGUACCGCGACGGCUACACACGCGCCCUUGAUCCUGCAGGCCCUUGAUCUAGGCUUGCACGUUAUGUGCGAGAAGCCCGUCUCUGUAGACAUCGCUACUACUCAGGCAGUGGUCGAGAAGUCUGCUUCUCGGCCUGACCUCAAGUUCCUUGUUCCCUUCACUCGCCGAUAUGACAAGUCCUACCGCCAGGCUAAGGCCCUGGUCGAUAAUGGAGAUCUAGGCGACAUCCACGCAGUUGAGACGACUGGUAUCGACCAAGCAGACCCAAAUGCCUUUUUCGUGUCCUUUUCUGAGCAAUCUGGCGGCAUCUUUCUUGAUUUUGGCAUUCACACUGUUGACGCCGGACGAUACCUCUUAGAUGUCAAGUCAGGCCUUUCCAACCCCAAGAAGCAAGUAAACAGAGUCAUCGCCUUCGGUCAGGUAGCUGUCUACGGGGACUUAGCCAAGUAUGGCGACGCCGACAACGCAUGGGGCCUGGUAGAAUUUGCCAACGGCAAGAUUUUUAAGACUUACCUCGGUCGCACGUUAACCAGCGGUUUCGAGGACACGACUCGAUUAUGUGGCACCAAGGGACACUCUAUCAUCAGCGCGAACUCGAAUGUCGAGAUUCGGGACCAUCUCGGCAUUCGCACACAGUCUGUGCCUGAUGCGUUCACUCUCUUCGAUGCGACGUUCCUAGCUGACCUCGCCGAGUUCGCCGAUGCGGUGCUUGACAACAAGCCCAUGACCUGUCAACCGGAGGAUGCCUUCGAGGCGGGCAAGAUCUGCGCUGCUCUGCAGUACUCCUUCCGCAACGGCGUACCUGUGUAUUUCGACGUCAACGGUCUACCCAUCAUGGAGUCCAAAUAA
Messenger RNA from Aspergillus pseudotamarii, 1452 nucleotides. RefSeq names its product putative NAD binding Rossmann fold oxidoreductase. NCBI's taxonomy places the organism in Eukaryota, Fungi, Ascomycota, Eurotiomycetes, Eurotiales, Aspergillaceae. Gene Ontology annotation, cellular component: cytoplasm. Bases 373 to 1452 code for a protein of 359 amino acids. Gene Ontology annotation, biological process: NADPH regeneration. Gene Ontology annotation, molecular function: nucleotide binding; oxidoreductase activity. The record is from RefSeq and is a predicted model, not a curated record. The transcript has 4 exons.